This is a messenger RNA of Capsaspora owczarzaki ATCC 30864, 4459 nucleotides long. RefSeq names its product multidrug resistance protein 1a. NCBI's taxonomy places the organism in Eukaryota, Filasterea, Ministeriida, Capsasporidae. Gene Ontology annotation, cellular component: membrane. Gene Ontology annotation, biological process: transmembrane transport. The record is from RefSeq and is a predicted model, not a curated record. The coding region runs from base 116 to 4240 and encodes 1374 amino acids. Gene Ontology annotation, molecular function: ABC-type transporter activity; ATP binding; ATP hydrolysis activity. The transcript has 2 exons.
UUUUUUUUUGUGUGUGUGUUUUCUUUCUUCCUUUUUGUCUCCUUCUUUUCUUUCUUUCCCCAUCGCUCGUUGACCUCGCUUUUUUUGACCUUGUCUCUCGACCAAGCUUUGGAAGAUGAUGUCAAAUCCCAUUCACCAAAGCUCGAGCGACGGUCUGUUGGACAACCUGGACUCGAGCGUCGCGGUGCACAUUACGCCGCCUGCUGCGAGUGAGCAGCGCGGCAGCAGCACCUCGCUGAACAGUGGCAACGAGGAGAUGCAGCAAGUCCGCGCUCGCCUGCCGUCCUACAACGAGGCCAUGCGCGAAGAGUCCCGACGCGCCGAAAAGCGUGCGGACGACUCUGUCGCCAUUGAAAUGAAGCAGCUGAGCCAUCCCGACGAGAUUAUCGCUGCCCCCGCAAAGUCGGGCGGCGACGGCGACGGCGACGACGACAGCGAGACGGACGCGGACGGCAAGAAGAAGAAAAAGAAGGACGCCGAGAAGGUCCCGUUCAAGGAGCUCCUCUUGCGCUUUGCCACCCCGUUCGACAAGCUUCUCAUGUGCCUCGGCUUGCUUGGCUCGCUCGGCGCUGGUGGCUCGUUGCCCGGCAUGACAAUCAUUUUCGGCGAGAUGAUUGACGUCUUCACCGAGUUCUCGCAGACCGACGACCGCGACAAGUUUGACGAUGGCAUCUUUGAGUUUACAAUGUGGUUUGUGGGCCUGGCUAUCUUUGCCUGGAUUACGUCCUACCUUCAGAUGGCCUGCUGGAUGAUUGCUGGCGAGCGCAUCACCAAAACGAUUCGCAUCCGGUACGUCAAAGCCAUGCUUCGUCAAGACAUUGGCUGGUUUGACACCCAAAAGGCCGGCGAUCUCACCACCCGCAUCCAAAGCGACACCUUCCUCAUCCAGGAAGCUGUGGGUGAGAAGGUCGGCGUCUUUUUCCAGCACUUUACCACCUUCUUUGCUGGCUUUGUCAUUGCCUUUGUGCGUGGCUGGCAGCUUGCGCUCGUGCUGCUGGCCGUCAUUCCUUUCCUUGCCGUGUGCGGUGGCUUCUUCUCCAAGAUGCUCGCUUCCGCCACGACGAAAGGCCAAAAGGCCUACGCUGGCGCCGGUGCUAUUGCCGAGGAGGUCCUCUCCUCCAUCCGCACUGUCGCCUCGUUCUCUGGCGAGCCGCUCGAGCUCACUCGCUACGCCGGUCGUCUCAUUGAGGCCUACACCAUUGGUGUGCGCAAGGCGCGCGCGUCCGGCUUGGGCAUUGGUGUCACCUUCUUUAUCAUGUUCCUCGCCUACGCUCUUGCCUUCUGGUUUGGCAGCAUUAUGAUUGACCAGGGUCACAUGACGUCCGGUGGCGUGCUCAACGUCUUCUUUGCCGUCAUCAUUGGCGCCUUCUCGCUCGGCCACGCCGGCCCGCCGAUUGCCGCGUUUGGUGUGGGCAUGGGCGCAGCCUUCCACGUCUUCAAGGUCAUUGACCGCGUUCCGCCGAUCGAUUCCGAGUCUACAGAGGGCGCCAAGCCUUCGACUGUCAAGGGUGACAUUUCGCUCCGCGAUGUGCACUUCCACUACGCCACCCGCGCCGAGGUCAAGAUUCUCAAGGGCAUCAGCAUUGACAUUCCCAGCGGCCAGACCGUUGCGCUUGUCGGCGCCUCUGGUUGCGGCAAGAGCACCAUCAUUUCGCUGAUUGAACGCUUCUACGACCCGGUUGAAGGUCAGGUCUUCCUCGACGGCCAAGACAUCAAGUCGCUCAAUCUCCAUUGGCUGCGCGAGACCGUUGGCAUUGUGAGCCAGGAGCCCGUCCUGUUCAACAUGACCAUCCAGGAGAACAUUCGCCUCGGCAAGCCCACUGCGACCGACGAGGAAAUCUACCAGGCGUGCCGCAACUCGAACAUUCACGACUUUAUCAUGAGUCUGCCCGAAGCCUACCGUACUCCCGUUGGCGAGCGCGGCACGCAACUUUCCGGCGGCCAAAAGCAGCGCAUCGCCAUUGCUCGCGCGUUGAUCAAAAACCCGCGCAUCCUUCUUCUCGACGAGGCCACCUCUGCGCUCGACAACGAGUCGGAACGCAUCGUCCAGGACGCACUUGACAAGGCCUCUGUCGGCCGCACAACGAUCGUCAUUGCCCAUCGUCUUUCGACCGUUCGCAACGCUGACAAGAUUAUCGUGCUUGGUGGCGGUAACGUGAUUGAGCAAGGCUCGCAUGCCGAGCUCAUGGCCAUCCCCGACGGUGCAUUCGUUGCGCUCGUUGAGGCCCAGGCUCUCCACGCUGCCAGCAAGAAGGAGGGUGAGGACGAAGAACAAGGCAACAGCCUCGAUGUUCCCGGAGGCGCUGCCGACCCAACCCGCCGCUCUGUCGACGCCACCCGCCGCUCUGCGAACAAAAUGAGCGGCACGGGCGCUGCCAUCGGCGGCACCGAUGCCGCAGCGACGACUGACAAGGACGGAGCGAAAGCGGGAGCGGACGGCAAGGAUGAGCUUGACCCGGACGCCAAGGCCAAGGCGGCUGUGCCCGAAGACUACAAGGUUCCCCUGAGUCGCAUUCUCAAGCUCAACCGUCCCGAGCUUGGCUUGCUGAUUCUGGGCAUGAUUGGUGCUGCAGUGAACGGCGUGGUCAUGCCCGUGUUUGCCAUUCUCUUCUCUGAGAUUCUCGACGUCUUCUCCAAGACUGGCGACGAUUUGCUCGAAGGCGCUCGCUUCUGGGCGGGUAUGUUUGUCGUCCUCGCGGUGGUCACUGGCGUUGCCAACUACAUGCAAACCUACUUUUUCGGCGUUUCCGGUGAACGGCUGACCCUGCGCUUGCGCGAAAUGAGCUUCCAAGCCAUGCUCCGCCAGAACAUUGCCUUCUUUGACAUGCCCGCGAACGCAACCGGCGCGUUGACUGCCCGUCUGGCUGUCGAUGCGAGCAUGGUGCAGGGCAUGGCUGGCUCCCGCUUUGGUACUCUGACGCAAGUCGCUGUCAAUCUGCUCGCCGGUGUGAUUAUUGCCUUUGUGGCUGGCUGGAAGCUGACGCUCGUCAUUCUUGCUUGCAUCCCGCUCAUCAUGUUUGCCGGCGCGCUCCAGAUGAAGGCGCUCGGUGGCUUUUCGGCCCAAGGCAAGCUGGCCUACCAAAAGUCGGGCAAGGUCGCUUCUGAAGCAAUCGAGAACGCGCGCACCGUGACCACCCUGAACAAGCAGGCCUUCUUCUUGUCCAACUUUGAGCACGAGCUCGUCUUCCCGUACCACCUCGGUGUCAAGAAGUCUCACGUUGCCGGCGUUGGCUUUGGCUUCUCGCAGGCCAUGAUGUUCUUCACGUACGCCGUUGCCUUCUACUAUGGCGGUGUCCUGGUCGGUGAUGGCGAGCAGACCUUCCCUGAGAUGAUUCGCACCUUCACCGCCAUUGUCUUCUCUGCCAUGGCUGCCGGCCAGAUGUCCACGCUCGCCACGGAUGCCGACAAGGCGCGCAUUGCCUGCUACAACAUUUUCGAGCUGCUCGAUCGCAAGUCCGAGGUCGAUCCCAUGUCGCAAGACGGCACACGUGUUGCCGUUCAGAGCGCAACUGUUGAGCUGAAGGACUUGCACUUUUCCUACCCCGAACGCCCGGAUAUUCCGAUUCUGCAAGGCCUGUCCCUCAACGUGCCUGCUGGCCACACUGUUGCGCUGGUGGGUGCUUCGGGCUGUGGCAAGAGCACGGUUAUUGGUAUGCUCGAGCGCUUCUACAACCCCAAGAGCGGCACGCUGCUUUUGGAUGGCCAGGACAUUUCCACCAUGAACGUGACGCACCUGCGCUCGCAGCUCGGUCUGGUCAGCCAGGAGCCUGUUCUCUUUGGCACCAGCAUCGAGGAGAACAUUCGCUAUGGCAAGCUCGACGCGACCGACGAGGAAAUCGUGGAGGCUGCGCGCAACGCCAACAUUCACAACUUUAUCUCCGCUCUCCCCGAAGGCUACAAGACCCAGGUCGGCGAGCGUGGUACUCAGCUCUCCGGCGGCCAGAAGCAGCGCAUUGCAAUCGCGCGCGCCCUCAUCCGCAACCCCAAGGUCAUUCUGCUCGACGAGGCUACCUCUGCCCUCGAUUCGGAGAGUGAAAAGAUUGUGCAAGAAGCGCUCGACCGCGCCAGCAAGGGUCGUACGACCAUUGUCAUUGCGCACCGUCUGUCCACCAUUCAGGAUGCUGACAUGAUUGUCGUCUUCCACAAGGGAAAGGUGGCCGAACAAGGCACCCAUGACGAGCUCUUGCACAAGCGCGGCCUGUACUACAAGCUUGCCACGUCUCAGGCCAAGCAUCAUUGAAGAUAGUAAAACAACGAAAAAACAAAGCAAGAACGAUUGUUUUGUUAUGAGAAUAAGUUUUUUUUUUUUUCUUUCUUUCUUUCUUUCUUGGUUGUCUGUUUUGUUGUCUGCCCGUUUGUUGUUCUUCUCGGCGCUGUCUUGACUGCAAGAUUGUUCAAGCGGCUGCUUUUGUGUUGUGUGUGUGUGUCUCUCGAUUGAAUACAACCCAAUUCUGUACUA